AUGCCUAUGCGUUUCUGUUUUUUUUCUUGUGUUUUCACUGCGUCGAGGUUUCUUCUACUACUACUACUGCUUAUCUACUUGCUUCUCUACUCUUCUCCUAUGAAGCAUCAUUUAGUUGCUCCGCCUGCUAUGGGAAAGUUAAACCACUAUUGUGGAUCCUUUCAUGUCUUGCUUCUGCUUCAUCUUCAUUGUCUUGCUUCUGCUUCAUCUUCACUGUCUGCUUCUGCUUCGCUUCACCUUCUGCUUCUGCUUGAUUUGUCUUCGUCAUCAUGGCUUAUCUUGCAUGGCAUAUCUUUUCAUGAACCAUCGCUGGAUGUUGUGAUAAUGCCAAGUCCUUAA
Molecule: messenger RNA, 339 nt
Organism: Microthlaspi erraticum
Lineage: Eukaryota; Viridiplantae; Streptophyta; Magnoliopsida; Brassicales; Brassicaceae
Source: the annotation of a GenBank genome assembly